Aegilops tauschii subsp. strangulata is the source of this 2817-nucleotide messenger RNA. RefSeq lists its product as uncharacterized. Gene Ontology annotation, cellular component: nucleus. Lineage: Eukaryota; Viridiplantae; Streptophyta; Magnoliopsida; Poales; Poaceae. The record is from RefSeq and is a predicted model, not a curated record.
UCCUCCUCUCCCGUCGUCUUCGAAUUGGGGAUCUCGCGUCCCAACCAAGCCCCGCAGAAAAGCCACACGAACCCAACCCGCUCCAAACCUAGGGUUUCGCCGACCCGCCGUCUCGCAGGCCGCUCGCCGGCGCCGGCGCCUCCACCGCCGCCAUGUACAACGGCAUCGGGCUCCAGACCGCGCGCGGGUCCGGCACGAAUGGGUACGUGCAGACCAACAAGUUCUUCAUCCGCCCCCGGACCGACGGGGCCGCCAAGGCGCCGCUCCACAACUACGACCACGACCCCGACCGCCACAAGCUCGGCGGGAUGCGGCCGCCCAACAAGGAGAUCCUGGAGCACGACCGGAGGCGGCAGGUGGAGCUGCGGCUGGUCGAGCUGAGGGACACCCUCGAGGAGCAGGGCUACACCGAGGGCGAGAUCGAGGAGCGCGUCGAGGAGGCGCGCAAGGAGGCCGAGCUGGAGGCCGCCGCCGCUGCCGUGGUCGCGGAGGCGGGUGGUCGCGCGGGCGGCGGGGGGCCAGCAGCGCGUCCGGGCGAAGGGUUCACGGGCACACAGAGCCACCAUGUCGCAGCACGGAAGGAGAAGCAGCUUGAGACGCUGAGGGCUGCUCUUGGGCUAGAAGCUGAGGUUGGAGAGAAGAACGCUGAAGUAGACAGUGAUCCGGAGUCUGGGGAGCUUGUACCUGGGAAGGAGUCUGAAGAGAUGGAUGUUGAUGUUCAGAACGAUAGGAAGGCUUCAAAGGAUGGUAAGAAGCAUGCAAAGAAGGGAAAGAAGGAAAAAGGGAGUGAUAGGAAGAGUCAGAGCAGAAGUUUGAGGAAGAGUAAGCACGGGUAUGAUUCAGAAGAUGAUUCUGAGUCUGACCAUGAUGAGAUAAAGGGAAAGAAAUACAUAAAGAAAUCCUUCUUAGAUAGAGAUGUUGAUUCUAAGAUUGUUCAUAAGAAGGCAAAACAGGGAAAAGGCACACGCCAUGAUUCUGAGGCUGAUUCAGACAGUGAUCAUGGCAAGAAGGCAAAACACACGAAAAGCAAUCGUGAUGAGGGAAAGAAGGGGCCUGUGAAGAGCUCUCGUCAUGACUCUAAAGAUGAGAAGCCCAGAAGAAGCAAGUACAAGGAUGAUUCGUACAGUGACUCGGAGAGUGAUGUCUCGUACAGUGAUUCAGAGAGCGACUAUGAUCGAAAAAAGAAAAAAUCCUCCCACCACGGUUCUAAAGAUGAUAAACAGGCACCAAAAAGCAAAGAGAAGGAAGCCAGUUUGGUUAAGAAUGUUGAUAAGCGCAAGAGACAUGAUUCUGAUUCGGAUGGUUCUGCUCAUGAUAGGAAAAUACACCUUGAUGCAGCUGUUGCUAGGAAGGAUCAUUCCCGUGAUAAACCGACGAUUGACCCAAGCAGUGAUGAAUAUAAAAACAAAAGGCCUGUGAAGACUUCUCGCCAUGACUCUGAAGAUGAGAAGCCACACGGCAAGGUCCCUCGGAAGGAAAAGUAUGCCGAAUCAGAGACUGACUCAGAGAGGUAUACCAGUGAAAAGAAGAAGCCUGCAAAAUCCUCUGUCCAUGUUUCUAAAGUUGAUAAGGAAGCACCAAAACAUAGAGAGAAGGAAGGGAAGACUAGUAGUAAAAAUGUUGAUAAGCGCACGAGGCAUGAUUCUGAUUCUGAUUCUGAUUCGGAUGGAUGGCAAAGACACCCUGACACAAAGGUAAAAAAGAUUGUGGAAGAGAAAAAAAGGGUGAUUAGCUCAAGUGAGAGUUCAUUUUACAGCAGCAGCAGCAGUGAAUCAGAUGCGAGCGAUGAAAGCCGUGAGAACAGGAAAUCUGACAGAGGAUUGAAGAAUGGUAAUGGUCAGAACCAUGCUAAAAGGGCUUCUUACAAGAAUGAGUUAGAGGAAAGGAAAAAGGGUCAAGAUGGGAGAAGGAAGGAAGAGAGAAUGGAGCAGGAGAAACAAAAACAGAGGGAGGAAGAGAGGAAAGAGUUGGAGAAGCAAAAGCGUCUGGAGGAAGAGAGGAAAGAGUUGGAGAGGCAAAAACGUCUGGAGGGAGAGAGGAAGGAGCUGGAGAAGCAAAAGCAGAGGGCGAAGGAGGAAGAGACACUGAAAGAGAAGGAACAUGAGCGGAGGAAAGGCGGGCAUGGUGUGGAAAGGGACAGCAAAAGAAAGGUUGGAGAAGAUAGGUACGACCCAAAUUCAAACAGACUCAGCGAUGAUGAAAAUAGGGACCGAAAGACGCGUGAAGAUUAUGGUCGACAGAAAACUACAGAUUCAGAUAGGUAUGACCCAAAUUCAAACAGACAUAGUGAUGAUGAAAACAGGGACCGGAAGAGGCAUGAAGAGUACGGUCGACACAGAGCUAGAUUUUCAGAUAGCCAUGAUUCAAAGAGGUCUAGAUAUGAUGACUCUUAUAACCACUCGAGGAGGGAUUAUGAAGAGCGCUAUUCUAGAGAUGAGCACAGAGACAGGAGGCAUCGUUGAAUGCAGAAGUUAUCUUAAAAUGCAUCUCAUUUCUAUGAAGCGAAGUGCAGCGCUGGUACAUCUUGUUGAGCAAGGACAGUAACAUUGGCGCCAUUGAAGAAGGCUCGGUCGCCUAGCGCAAGAUUUUGGCCAUAUGUGUACUGCUAGUCGUCAUCCAGCAACGCUGUUUUGCUGCUGCGGGGAAGUUUUGUUUGCUCAUGUUUGUAUGGACUUUCUCCUCUCUGUUUUGUCAGUCUUGAGUAUGUAAUGUGGAGGUUAUAUUGUUACACCGGUGGCAUCAUGUUGCCCAGCAACAAUGUGGGAGAUGUAUCUAACCUAUGCUUUUUUGUUGUUGGAGAUGAUGAACCUUGCUAAA